AUGGCCCCCCCACUCCCUAUCCUUAUCAUCGGAGCCGGCAUCUCAGGCCUCACAACCGCCCGGCUGCUAACAAAUAGCGGCAUCCCGAACAUCGUCUUCGAAGCAUCCAGCCCAGAUCGUAGCCAAGGCUUCGCCAUCAGCCUGCGCGAAUGGGGCUACGCGACACUGCUGUCCGCUCUCGGGGACCUGCCGCUACGAAGCUUGACGCGCGGCGUCGCACCGGACAGGGAAAUCGGCGGCUCGGGCUGGAUCGACCAGGUUGUAUGGGAUAACGGGACCGCAAAGAAACUCUUUGUGCCGGACGCGAACUCGUCGACAAAGGAGGAGAUUGUCCGCGCGAACCGGAAUGCGUUGCGCAGGUGGAUUGCGGACUGUGGGGAAGAGGAACUGGAUGUGCGGUACGGACAUCGGCUGAAGAGGGUGGAGGGGAGCUUGGGGGAUGUGCGGGUCGAGUUUGAGAACGGGUCGUUCUAUCGGGGGCUGAUGGUGGUUGCUGCGGACGGGGUGAACUCGACUGGUAGGAACUGCUCCUCUAGCAUUUGUAGGACUAAACCGAUAAUUAUGUGUAUAGUUCGAUCUCAGGUCCUCCCGGAUGUCCAGCCCGAAACUGUCCCUGCGGUGCUCUAUCAUGGCGAGUUCCAGCUGCCCAGGGUCGACUUCGACCGGCUAUUCCGGCCACACACCGGAGAGUCCAACGUCCUCGCGGGUGUCGGCGAUGGCUUCAACGCGCCGUUCGCCGUCUGCAACAUGACGAAGACGUACGUCCACAUGGACUGGUCGUACUCACGGCCGGCCUGGAGCGGCGGAGAGGACGACCCGCUGUACCGGCCCAAUCGCGCCCCGGAGGACGCGAAGCAGAUCCCCCCAGCGCUGGUGGAGGAGCUUGCGUCCCGCGAUCUGGCCAAGCCGUGGAGUCUGUUUCUCAAUGGUGAGGCUAUCCAACAUCACCGGGUGUUUCAUUGGACCGUCCGGUGCGUCUCUGUGACGCAAGAGGACAUGCAGCUUGCUGUAGGUCGGGGCGUCGCCUUCGUCGGCGACUCGUGGCAUGCAAUGCCCAUAUUUGGCGGUGAGGGAGGCAAUCAUGCACUGGCGGAUGGUGUCGAGCUGGCUGCUGCUGUUGCGGCCGGUGUGGGGGCGAUUUGGGCGUGGCGAUUCGGAGUUACUAUGACCGAGCGUGGAAAAGAUCACAGGACGCGGUACGACGGUCCAAACAGCGGUUCUAUGCGCUGCAUCGGCCGAUGGCUCAGUGGCGGGAGCUUUCGCAGAAGAAGCCAGUGUGCCUUUGAACGGCUUGCACUAGUUACUAGAUAA
Messenger RNA from Aspergillus novofumigatus IBT 16806, 1311 nucleotides. It is a transcript of the gene nscC, whose product is annotated as FAD-dependent monooxygenase nscC. Bases 1 to 1311 code for a protein of 436 amino acids. Lineage: Eukaryota; Fungi; Ascomycota; Eurotiomycetes; Eurotiales; Aspergillaceae. The record is from RefSeq and is a predicted model, not a curated record. The transcript has a single exon.